AAUUGCAUUGGUUACAUCAUUCUCGGCCGCCGAUAAGAUUGUUUUCUUGGAUUGGCUAAUAGCGUUCCUUCCCGCCUGGCUCUUCUUCGUCACAAGCUGACGAUUGGUUAAUCGCGUUGCCAAGCUCUGGACGCGGCUCGACCAUUGGAGGCCGCGGGCCCGCCCCCGUCAGCUAGGUGAAGGUGAGAGUCUCCUCCAGUCGCAGCGGCCAGACCUGACCGGCGAGCUCUGGGCGCGGGGUGAAACCGUUCGAUUCCUGCUCUCUCGAUAUGGCGCCUCCGUCAGUCUUUGCCGAGGUUCCGCAGGCCCAGCCUGUCCUGGUCUUCAAGCUCACUGCCGACUUCCGAGAGGAUCCGGACCCCCGCAAGGUCAACCUGGGAGUGGGAGCGUAUCGCACGGAUGACUGCCAUCCCUGGGUUUUGCCAGUAGUGAAGAAAGUGGAGCAGAAGAUUGCUAAUGACCAUAGCCUAAACCACGAGUAUCUGCCAAUCUUGGGCCUGGCCGAGUUCCGGAGCUGUGCUUCUCGUCUUGCCCUUGGGGAUGACAGCCCAGCUCUCAAGGAGAAGCGGGUAGGAGGUGUGCAGUCUCUGGGGGGAACGGGUGCACUUCGAAUUGGAGCUGAUUUCUUAGCGCGCUGGUACAAUGGAACAAACAACAAGAACACACCCGUCUAUGUGUCCUCACCAACCUGGGAGAAUCACAAUGCUGUAUUUUCCGCUGCUGGUUUUAAAGACAUUCGGUCCUAUCGCUACUGGGAUGCAGAGAAGAGAGGACUGGACCUCCAGGGCUUCCUGAAUGAUCUGGAGAACGCUCCUGAAUUCUCCAUCAUUGUCCUCCACGCCUGUGCACACAACCCAACUGGGACCGACCCAACUCCGGAGCAGUGGAAGCAGAUUGCUUCUGUCAUGAAGCACCGGUUUCUGUUCCCCUUCUUUGACUCAGCCUAUCAGGGCUUUGCAUCUGGAAACCUAGAGAGAGAUGCCUGGGCCAUUCGCUAUUUUGUGUCUGAAGGCUUCGAGUUCUUCUGUGCCCAGUCCUUCUCCAAGAACUUCGGGCUCUACAAUGAGAGAGUCGGGAAUCUGACUGUGGUUGGAAAAGAACCUGAGAGCAUCCUGCGAGUCCUUUCCCAGAUGGAGAAGAUUGUGCGGAUUACUUGGUCCAAUCCCCCCGCCCAGGGAGCACGAAUCGUGGCCGACACCCUCUCUAACCCUGAGCUCUUUGAGGAAUGGAAAGGUAAUGUGAAGACAAUGGCUGACCGGAUUCUGACCAUGAGAUCUGAACUCAGGGCACGACUAGAAGCCCUCAAAACCCCUGGGACCUGGAACCACAUCACUGAUCAAAUUGGCAUGUUCAGCUUCACCGGGUUGAACCCCAAGCAGGUUGAGUAUCUGAUCAAUGAAAAGCACAUCUACCUGCUGCCAAGUGGUCGAAUCAACGUGAGUGGCUUAACCACCAAAAAUCUAGAUUAUGUGGCCACCUCCAUCCAUGAAGCCAUCACCAAAAUCCAGUGAAGAAACACCACCCAUCCAGUACCACCAAAGUAGUUCUCUGUCAUGCGUGUUCCCUGCCUGCACAAACCUACAUGUACAUAUCAUGGAUUAGAGACACUUGCAGGACUGAAAGGCUGCUCUGGUGAGGCGGCCUCUGUUUAAACCGUCCCCAUGUGAAGAGAACAUCCCUUGAGACGAAUUUGGAGACUGGGAUUAGAGCCUUGGGAGGUCAAAGCAAAUUAAAAUUUUUAUUUAAGAAUAAAAGAGUACUUUGAUCACGAGACAUAGGUAUCUUGUCCCCCUGGCUAAAAGGCAGGAGUGUUGCAUGUGACAACCACGUGCUUCUGUGUGGUGUUUGACUCUGUACAAAGUCUAGUCCCAAAGAUCAAGUUGUCUGAAGGAGCCAAAGUGUGAAUGUGGGUGUCAGCUGUGGCAUUAAACUCAUCAUCUCAACCCGGAGUGUCUGGUCCCUGCUCUUUCUGCAUGGUUGUGUCCCUAGUCCUAAGCUUUGGUUCUUUAGGGCGACUGUGUUAAGAAGGAUAUUUAAUCAUGACACACACAUAUUUAACUGAAACAGAAGUUUGACCAAACAGUAUUCACUCGUGAUGUGUGUAGUGCGUUCUAUUUUUGAGCCAUUCUACUGUGUUCUACUUCACCUAAAAAAGUAAAAUAAAAAUGUUGAUCAAGA
Molecule: messenger RNA, 2178 nt
Organism: Piliocolobus tephrosceles (Ugandan red Colobus)
Lineage: Eukaryota; Metazoa; Chordata; Mammalia; Primates; Cercopithecidae
Gene: GOT1
Product: glutamic-oxaloacetic transaminase 1
Exons: 9
Coding region: 270-1511 (413 amino acids)
Biological process (GO): L-aspartate biosynthetic process
Cellular component (GO): cytosol
Molecular function (GO): pyridoxal phosphate binding; L-aspartate:2-oxoglutarate transaminase activity
Source: RefSeq, a predicted model, not a curated record